CGAAUAGACACACACACUUUGGAUGGAACGCCCGUUGCAGGUCACCACCGAAGACUUGGUAUAUUAUGCGGAAGUACCAAAGCGUGACUUGAGGUCAGACAUUUUGCAGUCAAAAUGUCCAGAUUAGCAGAGCUUUUUGACAGUGAAAUUCCUGGAGGACGAAAAGAAUUGCAGGACAGUCAUGCGAAUCUGCUAGAUGUGGCGUCUUACUGUGAAGACAACUAUCUAAAGGCUGCGAACAAGGCAGAUGCCUUGGCAGAGACCAAACAGUAUGCUACCCAGUCGCUGGCCAGCGUGGCCUAUCAGAUCAACACCUUGGCUACCAGCAUGCUGCAGAUGCUGGAUUUACAAGGAGUACAACUCGCUGACAUGGAGUCUAGUAUUAAUCACAUAGCAAGGAAUGUCAGCAUCCACAAAGAGAAAGUUUCCCGAAGGGAAAUUGGUGUGCUAACGACCAACAAGAAUUGUCCCCGCACUCACAAGAUCAUCGCACCGGCCAACCCAGAGAAACCCAUGAAGUAUAAAUCCUCCCCGAUCGACUAUAACGUUCUGGAUGACACCGGACAUGGCAUGAAACUCAGUAACCCCCCAAGAGCCGGCCGCACCCCGGACAUGGGCAAGCAGCGCACUGACUCCAUCAGCAGUAGUACCAGCACUAUGAGUAGCCAGGACAAUAACUUCCCCAUCUACCAACCGAUGCCGGGCGCCAAGUUUGGCUCCUGGGGUAGAACCAGCCGACGCCCCUCUGUGCCGCCCAAUGCACCCGUUGUGCCGCCCAAUGCACCCGUGGUACCUAAUACCUACUCAGUCAGAGAUCAAGGGCCGGCCCAAGGCUCGCCCCAGUUGGGCAGACAGCAGCGCCCACCCUCAUUAGCAUUUGGUCAAGCCCCGCCCCCGCCCAGUCAAAUUGGUAUGGCCCCUAUGGGGGCGCCUCCUGCACCACCAGCCUUUCCCCCAGAACCAGGGAUGCCCAACCAAGGCCAUCGUACGUCUAUGUCGAUUUACAGUGCUCCACCUCCUGCGAUGGCUCCUCCCCCGAUGGCCCCUCCCUCGAUGGCUCCUCCCCCAAUGGCCCCACCUCCUCCUGUAGUCUCCGGGGGAGAUAUGGGGGCAAGGAGGAGUGUGCCACGUGGGGAUGGGAGUGGCAUGAUGAUGAUGAUGCCGCCUCCCCCUCCUCCAGAUAUGAUGGGUCCACCAGGUAUCAUGCCCCCACCACCUCCGCCAGAUGCAACCAUGGAGUUGUCAUCAUUACCCCCUCCCCCGCCCAUGGAUAACACCCCUUACCCAGCCAACAUGGGCAUUGCUGAUGAUGAGAUGCCCCCACCACCGGAGUUUGUUCAGACUAGUGACGUGGACCUAUCUGCCCCCGCAGACUACAUAGAUAAAGUGAUCGCCAUCUAUGACUACCAGCAGACACGGGAUGAUGAGCUGACUUUCCAAGAAGACGACAUCAUCUACGUGUUGAAAAAGAACCCGGACGGGUGGUUCGAGGGUAUCCUGAAUGGCCUCACAGGGCUGUUUCCCGGCAACUAUGUCGAGGCAGUGCCGUAAGAAUUGACUUUUUUUGUCGGACAGUGUUUUUUUUUUCGUGGCCUGUAUCGUUAAGUAUUUGUUUGUAAAAGCAUACUCUUCAUUCUUUCCAUAAAAAUACAAACAAACAAAAUCACAUUUAGCAGGGUUUAACUUAUGUAGAUUUAUUCCUUGCCUGGACUCAAUAUCUUGAAGUUGCAAAGCCAAAAAUGUUGCCGGGGAAUUAAUGAGUUAAAAUCUACGAUUAAACGUGGGUUCAAGACUACGCACAUAUAUAAUGUUUUUUAGUGUCCCUGCAUCAUAGUAAACGAGGUCAUCUAUCAACAGAUCCUUUUAUGGACUAUGGUUCAUGCCCCAGUGACAUGCUCAGAAUUUGGCGGGAAAAGUGUCGAGAUGCCAUAAGUUUUUGAACACUUUUUAUAUAGCUU
Messenger RNA from Patiria miniata (bat star), 1958 nucleotides. RefSeq names its product abl interactor 2-like. The transcript has 5 exons. Gene Ontology annotation, molecular function: SH3 domain binding. The coding region runs from base 115 to 1551 and encodes 478 amino acids. The record is from RefSeq and is a predicted model, not a curated record. NCBI's taxonomy places the organism in Eukaryota, Metazoa, Echinodermata, Asteroidea, Valvatida, Asterinidae.